AUGAGUUUUAUUGUUGUUAUAAAAUGCUUUCUUAUAUAUUCAUCUCUUAUAUAUAGAAAGAAUCUAGUAGAAUCUGCUGAUACAUCAUCCGUUUCUAGUCCAUGUUCAAGAGCAAGUGGAGCCAAUGAAGGCCAACAAGCUAGCGGUACACCCGCAUCUGGUGGUACAACUACCGGAGCAGAUGCUGGUUCAGGUACCAAAACUGGCGUUGAACUUAGCCUUAAAGCUACAGCUUCUACUGACCAGUUUGAUCACAGUAAAAACAAUAAAAUAGUCACUUAUACCGCCAAAGAUAACUACGGUUUUAAAUCGGUUAAAACAGGAGAUAAAGUGGUUUGGCAAACAGAUAAAGAAGCUGAAUAUGCUAAAGAAGUGGUUCUGAAUGGCAAGGGUAAUGAGAAAAAAGAGGUUACAAUUCACCUGCCUAAUGGUACAAAAAAGGUGUUUAAGAGAGAAAAUAAGGGUAAGCCAUGGAUUGAAGGUAGUCAGCCUGCUAAGGAUACUGCUAAAACAACCAGUACUACAACAGCAUCUGGUACUCCGCCAGCAAGUGGAACUAGUCCAACAUCUGGAGGUGGUGCGGGAACAGGUAACAAAACCGGUGUUGGCAUCAAUGUAGACUCAGACAAAUCCACUGACCAGUUUGAUUGUAUUAAAAACGGUAGACAUCGAACUUAUAUUCCCAAGGGAAACAACGCUUUUAAAUUUGUUUCUGAAUUAAUAGAUAACAAUUGGGUUAAUGUGUGGAGUGAAACUGAUCCCAAAAAAUAUUCCAACAAGGUUGAAGUAGAUCUUUUGAAUAACAAUUCCAAAGCUGUUACUGUUUAUCUGGAUGGAAACGAAACAAUUGUAUAUACUAAGAACGUCAAGAACAAAUCUUGGGAUAAGGUUGACUUAGCCAAGCUAAAUCCUAGAUCAGUCAAUAUAAAAUAUCAAUACGAUAGUUACUUCUGCACUAAUAAAUUAGAUAACAACGUUAGAACAUUUGAGGCUAAAAAAGGAUUUGCUUUUAAACUCGUUUAUGAGUAUGUUGAUCAAAACAACAGGCCCGAGAUUUGGAAAACAGAACAGGAGAAAGAAUAUGCAAAUAAAGUAGUUAGUGAAGAGAAAAAAGUAAUCAUCCACAGAGGGGAUGAGACUAUAAAGGUGUUUAAGAAGGAAUCUGACGGAAAAUGGACAGAAGAUACUGAAGCUUCAACUAAAGCUACAAAUGACCAAAAAACUAGUUCAGAAGGUUCAGGAGGUACUACACAAACCAGUCCUACAGGUGGUGGAACGACCGGUACUGGUGGUUCAACUGGUACAGGUGCAUCUGGAGGCGGGGCUGGUAAAUGA
Theileria orientalis strain Shintoku is the source of this 1335-nucleotide messenger RNA. RefSeq lists its product as uncharacterized. The transcript has a single exon. NCBI's taxonomy places the organism in Eukaryota, Apicomplexa, Aconoidasida, Piroplasmida, Theileriidae. The coding region runs from base 1 to 1335 and encodes 444 amino acids. The record is from RefSeq and is a predicted model, not a curated record.